AUGGCGGCGGCGGUGGCGGGCGCCGAGGGGCGGCGCGCGGCCCUGGAGGCGGCGGCGGCGGUGACGCCCGAGCGGGGCGGCGGGAGCUGCGUGCUGUGCUGCGGAGACCUGGAGGCCACGGCGCUCGGCCGCUGCGACCACCCGGUGUGCUACCGCUGCUCCACCAAGAUGCGGGUGUUGUGCGAGCAGCGCUACUGCGCCGUGUGCCGCGAGGAGCUGCGCCAGGUGGUCUUUGGGAAGAAGCUUCCCGCCUUUGCCACAAUCCCCCUCCACCAGUUGCAGCACGAGAAGAAAUAUGACAUCUAUUUCGCGGACGGGAAAGUUUUUGCCUUGUACAGGCAGCUGCUUCAGCACGAGUGCCCACAGUGCCCCGAGCUGCCGCCGUUCGGCCUCUUCGGAGACCUGGAGCAGCAGCGGAGGCAGCACGAGCUCUUCUGCUGCAAGCUGUGCCUCAGGCACCUCAAGAUCUUCACGUACGAGCGCAAAUGGUUCCGCAAGGACCUGGCGCGGCACCGCAUGCAGGGGGACCCCGAUGACACGUCCCACCGCGGGCACCCGCUCUGCAAGUUCUGUGACGAGCGCUACCUGGACAACGACGAGCUGCUGAAACACCUGCGGCGAGACCACUACUUCUGCCACUUCUGUGACUCGGACGGGGCCCAAGACUACUACAGCGACUACGCCUACCUGCGCGAACACUGGGAGAAGCACUUCCUGUGUGAGGAGGGUCGCUGCAGCACCGAGCAGUUCACCCAUGCCUUCCGCACCGAGAUUGACCUCAAGGCCCACAGGACGGCCUGCCACAGCCGCAGCCGUGCCGAGGCCCGCCAGAAUCGCCAGAUCGACCUGCAGUUCAGCUACACGCCACGGCACUCUCGCCGGAACGAGGGGAGCGCUUUGCAGCAGUCGGCUCCUGGUGUCCUCUAUCUGCCCCCGGGGGGCGGGGUGGGGCAGGGUCAUCGGGGCGAGGACUACGAGGAGGUGGACAGGUACAACCGCCAAGGCCGUGUGGGCCGGGCCAGUGGUCGUGGAGCCCAGCAGAGCCGCCGAGGAAGCUGGAGGUACAAGAGGGAAGAAGGGACCGGGAAGUGGCAGCUGCCAUCCGGGCCUCAGUGGCCGCACAGCAGCAGCAGCAGCACAGCAGCAGCAGCAGCACAGCAGCAGCCGCAGCAGCAGCAGGAGACACGCAGGAGUGAGGACCGGGAGGGGAGGCAGGCCAAGAAGGAGGAGGCAGGGGUGCGGGGUCUCGAGGAGCUCCGAGGUGCCCGGCGCCCGCCCCGGACUCAGGGUGAAGGUCCAGGCCCCAAGGAGGCCUCAGCCAAUGGUCCUAUAAGCCAGGAGUCCCUCCCGGCAGCCGGCCCGGCCGCAGGGGCCCCUCCCGCCCCCACCUCGAAGCUCAAGGACGAAGACUUCCCCAGCCUCUGCGCCUCCACCUCCUCCUCCGCCUCCUCCUCGUCCACCGCCGCGGCUGCUCUGGGCCCCGCGGGGCUGGCACUGGCCUACCAUGUCCCUGCCAGAGGCAGGAGCACCUUCCAGGAGGACGACUUCCCCGCCCUGGUGUCCUCCGCCUCGAAGCCCAGCUCCGCCCCCACCAGCCUCAUUUCUGCCUGGAACAGCAGUGGCAGCAAGAAAGUGGCGCAUCCCACCACAGGGGCCCAGGCUGCUGGCGGCAGCAGCCAGCCCCCCAGGAAGGCUGGGAAGGGGGGCAAGGGCAGCAAGAAGGGCGGGCCACCCCCCUCAGAGGAGGAGGAGGAGGAUGGCCGCGCCGGCCUCACCGCCCAGGAGCUCCGGAGCGUGCCCACCACGGUGGCCGUCUCCUCCCUGCUGGCACUGGCCUCCACCCAGACCCUCACCAAGGUUGGCAAGAAAAAGAAGGUGGGCUCAGAGAACGGGUGCCGCCUCGCCGCCCCACCGCCCCCUGACAGAGAUGGACCCCCUGGGGCCGAGCGGGCCCCCGGCGCACCCACUGGCAGAGCCGAGGGGCCAGUUGCCGUCAUUGUCAAUGGACACAGAGGGCCGGCCCCGGCUCGGAGCACACCCAAGGAGCCCCCUGGGCUCCCACGGCCCCUGGGGCCCCUUCCCUGCCCCACAGCCCAAGAAGACUUCCCAGCACUGGGAGUCCCCUGCCCACCCAGGAUGCCCCCCCCUGCAGGCUUCAACGCCGUGGUGCUCCUGAAGGGCGCUCCACCCCCACCCCCCCCCCGCCUGGUGCCCCCUGUCAGCAAGCCGCCGCCUGGCUUCUCCGGCCUCCUGCCCAGCCCACACCCGGCCUGCGUCCCCAGCACUGCCACCGCCACAAAAGCACCGAGGCUGACACCUGCACCACAGGCCUACCUGGUGCCCGAGAACUUCCGGGAGAGGAACCUGCAGCUCAUCCAGUCCAUCAGGGACUUCCUGCAGAGUGACGAGGCCCGCUUCAGCAAGUUCAAGAGCCAAUCGGGGGAGUUCAGACAGGGCGUGAUCUCCGCGGCCCAGUAUUACAAGAGCUGCCGUGACCUGCUCGAGAACUUCCAGAAGAUCUUCAACGAGCUGCUGGUGCUCCUUCCCGACACGGCCAAGCAGCAGGAGCUGCUGUCCGCGCACGCCUUCCGAGGCCGAGAGAGGCCUCCGGGCACCAAGGCCAAGAAGAAGAAGAGCGCGUGGCAGGCCACUGCCCCGGCGGGCCUGGACUGCUGCGUGUGCCCCACCUGCCAGCAGGUGCUCGCACAUGGGGCAGCAGCCCACCAGGCACUCCACGCCGCCCAGGACAACGACUUUCCCUCCCUGCAAGCCAUCGCCAGGAUCCUCACGUAGCUCCCCGCCAGCAUGGGCAGGAGCCGCCACACCCGUGAGCCUCCUUCCUCCUUCCUGGCUGCCGUGCAGCCGGGUGAGGCCCUGGUGAGGCCGCUGCUCGGCCCCUCAGCUGGCCAGCCCGCCAGGGGUCACCAGGAAGGCCCACCCUGCCCCGUCAGCACACCGUCACAUAGGAGUCCGUCCCGUUUCCUCCUGGGAGCCCGAAGGCCUUGGUGGCGGGCUGCUUUUGGUUUGUUUUCAUGCUUUUGGAGGUUGUGAGGGGAGGGAAGGGCUGGGAGGCCGUAGCCUGUCCGUGCUGUCCGAGCUGGUGGCAACAGUGGCCCUCUCCAGGCGCCCCCCCCAGCCAGAGGGCGCUGCGGCCCCCAAGCCAGAAGCUGUGGGUCCACCCGUGCUGGAGUCAGAUGUUGAGCGUGUUGUGUAAACAGUUGGCUGUUUCGUGAUUCAAGAACGUUCAGGAUUAAAAGCAGACGCGAAAUUGUGCUACUUGAAGUUGUAUCUUUUUAUGAGACAAGCUGAAUCUGGGAUCUCUAAUUGCCUCUGACCUUUUAUAAGACCGUGUAUCUUCAAAUAAUUUAUUUUGCAAUAACGCA
Molecule: messenger RNA, 3383 nt
Organism: Lynx canadensis (Canada lynx)
Lineage: Eukaryota; Metazoa; Chordata; Mammalia; Carnivora; Felidae
Gene: ZNF598
Product: zinc finger protein 598, E3 ubiquitin ligase
Biological process (GO): rescue of stalled cytosolic ribosome; protein ubiquitination
Molecular function (GO): ubiquitin protein ligase activity; ribosome binding
Source: RefSeq, a predicted model, not a curated record